UGUGUGUGUGUGUGUGUGUGUGUGUGUGUGUGUGUGUCCUUCCUCCCUCCCGUAGGUCACGUGGGACCCUCCAGUCAUUGCCAAUGGAGAGAUUGAGCACUAUGAGAUCCGCAUGCCAGACCCCCGCGUCGUCUCCACCAACAUGUCCGUCCUGAGCUACACGCUCACCAACCUGGUGCCCUUCACCGCCUACAGUGUCACCAUCUUGGCCUGCUCCUCCGGGGGUGGCUACGUCGGGGGCUGCACAGAGAGCUUGCCCACCGCUGUGACUACACUACCCACAAUCCCGCAGGGUCUGGGCCCCCUGUCCAUAGUGGCGGUCAGCGAGUCUUUCCUAGCGGUCUCCUGGCAGGCCCCCAGCAGGCCAAACGGGCCAAACAUAAGAUUUGAGCUGUUGAGACGGAAAGCACAGGAGCCCCUGGCCUCCCAUCCCCCCGAAGAUUUGAAUCUCUGGUACAAUGUUUACGCAGGAGCCAAAUUGUUUCACCAAGAUAAAGGCCUUAGCAGGUUCACCCAGUACCAGUACAAGCUGCUGGUGCACAAUGACGUGGGCUAUUCCUCUGGAGAGAUCGCCACGGCGACCACGCUGGCCGGGGUGCCACGCAGACCCAGCUCCGUCUCCUUCCUGUCCGUCAGUCACACCUCCAUACUGCUCAACUGGACCACGCCCUCGCUGGAGGACCUGCAGGGUGAGGUGGUGUCCUACUCCCUGUGGGUGAACUCCAGCCAGGGCAUCCAGACCCACAUCUUCGGCCCCGGGGUCACCUCCGCCCUCGUCACACACCUGCAGCCCAGCACAGAGUACAGCCUCGCCCUGCAGGUGUUCAACGGGGCGCACAACGCCACCAGCGACCAGCUCACCUGCACCACAGAAGACGGCGAACCUGAGGGGGUGUUUCCUCCAGAGGUCGUGACCCUGAACAGCACUGCAGUGCGGGUCCUUUGGGCCGAGCCUUUGGUCCCCAACGGGGCGAUCACACAGUACGCCGUCUACGUGGACGGCCAGCUGCGCGGGACUGUCGGGAGCAGCACGGGGUCCCUGGAGCUGGGCGACCUGCUGCCGUUCACCGUCUACGACAUCCAGGUGGAGGUGUGCACUGUGUACGCGUGUGUGCGGAGCAACGCCACGCGGGUGACCACCGUGGAGGACCUGCCCGCUGACAUCACCGCGCCACACAUCCAGGUGCUCGGGUCAAGGUCUGUGCGUGUGGAGUGGAGCUCCCCCGGCCAGCCCAAUGGCAUCCUGCUGGGGUAUGCGGUGCGGCGCCGAGCCCUAAGGCCAUGUGAGGAGCUGCGGGUCCAGACGACCCUCAGGCCCGCUGGACGCUGCUCCCUGCUGCGCUGCCCCAAACCCCAGCGCAUCUGUGGCGUCGCCUGCUACCAGCCCCAGGAGCAGGUGUGUUGCGGAGGGACGGUUCACACGCGUGACUCCUGGCACCAGUGCUGCGGCGAGCGCUACCUCCCGCUGCGUAACGGCUCCGAGGGCGUGUGCUGCGGUGGCCAGCUGCUUCAGCCCCUCGCCCAACACCAGUGCUGUGGCAGGUACUACGUCCACACACCCCCAGGGGAUGUGUGCUGCCCUAACCCGGAGCAGAUGCGUGUGUCUGUGGGCCUGGGGGACGCGUGCUGUGGGGGGAACCCCUUCCGGCCCGCCGCGGGGCAGGUCUGCUGUGGGGGGGUCCUCCUUGACGGCUUCCAGGCGCAGUGCUGCGGAGGACAGGUGAUCAGCCAGCACCUGGUGUGCUGUGGGGACGCCCAGAGAGGAACUGCACACACACCUGUGCCAGACAUGUCUUGCUGUGGUGAGCUCUACACAAACUCCAGUGAGACGCUGUGUUGUGGCGGAGCUGGCCUGGAGGCCCGGGCCCAUCGCCUAGGCAACGGCACCGUGAGCAGGAAGUGCUGCGGGUCAGAGGUCAUCAGACAGGAAGAAGAGUGCUGCAACGGGCUGGGAUACGACCCCAAGAAGUACAUCUGUGCUGACAGAGCCUCACCCGAUACACACAUACAGGAGCAGUGUAGACCCAGUACUCUGUGCCCCCUCUCCUCCAUCUCCGGGGCCUACUGUGGCCUGUGUGAUUUCAACCCCGCUGUGGCUGUCUGUACACGGGUACCCGGCGUGCCCAGCGUGCCCGAGCCCCUGCCCUCGCCCCUGCCCGCGCCCCCCAGUGCCAGCCUGCCCUCUGCAGAAGGAGACCCGGGCCUCUGUGGCUCGUCAGAGGAUGGCAUCUACUCGGGCACGGCCAACAGAUACACCUUCACAGAUUCAGACCUGGAGCCCCACACCACCUACGAGUACUGGGUGGGGGCCUGGAACCGCUUCGGCCGGGGGUUCAGCCCUCACACACGGGUCACCACCAGAGAGGACGCCCCCUGGGGGGUCCCCGCCCCCCGCUGGAGCAAGAUCGAAAACCGCGAUGACAUCCUCCAGCUGGACUGGGCGGCGCCCGUCCAACCCAAUGGUGAGAUCCGGUACUAUGUGGUCCUCCGUGAUGGGCAGGAGCGUUACCGUGGUAGCGAAUCCAGUUUCACGGAUGUGGGAGGCAUCCAGCCAUACCAGGAAUACGAGUACCAGCUACGAGCUUGUACUACUGCCGGAUGCACAGACAGCAAGAAGGUAGUGGCCGUGACUGUCCAGGGAGUGCCGGAGACGGUGGCGGCCCCCGUGGUGAGCGCCCUGGGCCCCCGGGAGCUGCUGCUGAGCUGGGUGCCUCCGGCCAGGCCCAACGGCAUCGUCCGCGAGUACCGCAUCAAUCAGAGCGGAGCGGGACGGCUGCUGCACCACAGCCACGCGGGAGAGGGGGAGCUGCUGCUGCAGCACACUGUCACAGGUCUACAGCCUCACACUGACUACAGUUUUGUGUUGGAGGCCUGCACCUCAGCCGGCUGCAGAGCAAGCCAGCCCUCUACGGGUCGUACACUGCAGGACGCACCGGCGGGUGUGUGGGCGCACCCUCGGCACGUGCUGGUGAGCUGCUGGGUGGUGGAGCUGUACUGGACUGCCCCUCUGGAGCCCCGGGGCCUGCUCUCAGGCUACCAGCUGCUGCGCGACUCCGCCCCGCUCUUCUCCGGAGAACGCCCAGACCUCAACUACACAGACGCUGGCCUGCAGCCUAACACCAGGUACGUGUACGAGCUGGAGGCCAGCACGGCCGGAGGCACCAGCCGCAGUGACAGAUACGUGAUUCAGACCCCCGUUUCGUCCCCCGAGAGGAUCCCGCCCCCCUAUAAUGUCAUUGUCAGCGGCCCCCGCUCCGUCUUUGUCGCCUGGACACCCCCAGGGAAGUACAACACCAGUGCCCCUGUGGAGUACAACGUGCUGCUGAACCCCGGCAGCCUAGAUGCCCUGCUCAAGCCAGCGGGGCGGGGGCAGUUCCUGCACCUCACCAGCCUGCUGCCUUCACCCGCUACCACAUCCGCAUACAGGCCUGCCAGCCAGAUGGCUGUGGGGUGGGGAAGGGGGUCUACACUCAGACGCUCGAGGCCCCCCCCGAGGCUAUGGACCCGCCCGUUGUCAAGGCAGCGGGGCCAACUGUCAUAGAGGUGCACUGGAAACCCCCCCGACAGCCCAAUGGGGUCAUCACCGCAUACUUCAUUCACAGGUGAGCCUUUCAACGUUCAUACACAUGUGAGUUUUAGCAUACUUCAUUCACGGGUUAGUCCUACUCUACAUGCUACAUUAGUGAGUACUACAUAUACAUAUGUGAACCUUUGUAUACUUCAUACAUAUAU
Clupea harengus (Atlantic herring) is the source of this 3732-nucleotide messenger RNA. Its product is annotated as usherin-like. The record is from RefSeq and is a predicted model, not a curated record. Gene Ontology annotation, molecular function: protein binding. The coding region runs from base 113 to 3541 and encodes 1142 amino acids. Lineage: Eukaryota; Metazoa; Chordata; Actinopteri; Clupeiformes; Clupeidae. The transcript has 19 exons.